This is a messenger RNA of Cheilinus undulatus (humphead wrasse), 2445 nucleotides long. Its product is annotated as zinc finger protein AEBP2-like. The transcript is spliced from 9 exons. The coding region runs from base 79 to 1503 and encodes 474 amino acids. Gene Ontology annotation, cellular component: ESC/E(Z) complex. Gene Ontology annotation, biological process: regulation of transcription by RNA polymerase II. Lineage: Eukaryota; Metazoa; Chordata; Actinopteri; Labriformes; Labridae. The record is from RefSeq and is a predicted model, not a curated record.
UGCGGUGAAACGUUGUACUGUACCCCGGUUGAGUUUUCAUACCGAAAGUGUCUCACGGUACGUCGGUACGCCUCUGAAAUGGCUGCUGCGGAGACAGAAGAAACCCCCGCGCAGACUGCUGGAGAUGAUGUACCGCCCGCAGAGACAAAUGAAGGAAACGGCGUAGAAAAAGAAGAGGGCCUCACCGAACCGGAAACAGAUGAGCCGACAGUCAGCAGUGUAGAACCGAAAAUGGAAGAGGUGGACGCGGAGGCCGGUGAGGAGAAGCCCGCCGAGGCUGCAGCCGAGGCUGCAGACAAGGCCGCGAGCGAGGCGGUUGUGACAGGCGACGGUGCAGUAAUGGUCGAGCCGGAGGAGACUGCCGCUGCGGGAGAACAGGAGCAGGAACCGGAGCAGAAGACAGAGUCUCAGGAAAGCCCGGGGGACUUUAACGACGAACCGGCUAACGAUAGCACAACAAAAGAGGCGAAGGAGGAACCGGGAGAAGACAGCCGGUGUUCAGGGAUAGACUGCGAGAAGAGCAAAACAGUUUGUGAGGAUGUGGAGAAACCCAGCGGUGGCGGUGACGGGGAGCUGGGCGACAAGAGGCGGCCGAGCGUGGAGAUAUCGUCCUCGGAUGGAGAACCGCUGAGCCGUAUGGACUCGGAGGACAGUAUCAGCAGUACCCUGAUGGAGAUGGAAAGCACAGUAUCCAGUGGGCGCUCCACCCCUGCAAUGAUGAAUGGGCAGAGCAUUGCCAGCUCUUCAGGGCCUAAAACAGUGGCCUAUCCCUGUUGCUGGGACCUCUGCCCGCAGUGCUUCAACUCCAGUCCUGACCUGGCCGAACACAUCAGAGGAAUCCAUGUUGAUGGGCAGAGAGGAGGGGUUUUUGUCUGUUUAUGGAAGGGUUGUAAAGUGUACAACACACCAUCCACAAGUCAAAGUUGGCUUCAGAGACACAUGCUGACCCAUAGCGGAGAUAAACCCUUCAAGUGUGUAGUUGGAGGCUGCAACGUCAGCUUUGCUUCCCAAGGAGGUUUAGCUCGUCAUGUCCCCAGUCACUUCAGCCAGCAGAGCUCUUCUAAAAUGUCCAGCCAAGCCAAACUCAAGGAAGAGUCUCCCUCUAAGGCUGGACUCAACAAGAGGAAGAAGCUCAAGAACAAACGCAGGUGCUCCCUACCACGGCCCCAUGACUUCUUCGAUGCCCAAACCAUGGAUGCUAUCCGGCACAGGGCCAUCUGUCUCAACCUCGCCACCCGCAUAGAAAGCGUAGGCAAUGGCCACAGUGUGGUCUUCAACAGCACGGUUCUAGCCAGAAGAAAAGAAGGGUCUGGCAAGGUGAAGGUCCUGCUACAUUGGACACCUGAGGACAUACUACCUGACGUGUGGGUGAAUGAAACGGAACGAUCACAGCUGAAGACUAAAGUGGUGCACUUGUCGCAGUUACCGCAGGACACGGCCAUGCUGCUCGACCCUAACAUCUAUAGAGCACUUCCUCAGAAACGCCUGAAACGCAGCCUGUAAGGACUCAUCUGUGGACUUCAUACUUAAGGGGAAAGGCUUGUUCAUAGGAAGUUUAUCUAUAUGGGAUGGGACGCGCUUCAUCUGUCUCUGCUGAAUGAGGGGAUUGAAGUGGCGAUAAAAGGAAGUAUAACUUGGCACUGCUGCAGUUCUCCUUUUUCUCUCCCUUUUCAAUUUUGUAUAUCUGAAAUGACUGUUGUAGCCAAGAGUGGUGAAAAAGAGGGCAACACUUUUGAAAAAGUUUGUGUUUAUCAACAACUUAAAUGAAUGUGUGUGUUUUUUUUUUUUUUAAAAAGCACCAAACUAAAAAAAAUCAUGUAAAAAAUGUUUUGUGUAACUUGUCAGAAAAAUGCAGAUUUUAUAACGGUUUUGUGUAAAAUAUUUAUGCAGAUUUUUAACUUAUUUUUAUACCAUUGUGAAAUGUGUUUUUGUGAAGGUUUGGAUAAAACCGUAUUUACUGUGAUAAUCAUGUAAACUCUCAGUUUGGAGUAUUUGGACAUUUCUUGUUGUAAUUAUGUUUUACACGAUAUAAGUCUUAACAGAUUCUCUUAUUUAUACUCGCUGAAUGCAGUACUUUAACCUUUGUGUAUGACAAUGAAGUAUGUGCUCAUACUAGUCAUGACAGACCUGCAUUUGAUGCAAACAAAACUUCACAGGAGCAAUAACUCAGUAGUUUGGGACACUACAUCGCAGCUCUUAGUCUUACCAAGUCUGAAGACAGUAUGGAUUACUUGUAUGAGGAUUUAUUAGAUUUUUAAGCGUACACUUGAGAACUGUAAAUCACCUCAGCUCCAACCCCUCUUGUAAGUAACAUGAACUGUUAAUCAUAGUUGUUAUAAUAACUUAACAUUAAUGCUUUUUUAUGGUUAAAAGGUGUGUUUUCUACUGUAUCAUGUCCCUGUUGUAAAUGGAAUACUGUGUUUAUAAUAAAUGAAAGAAACUACA